UCAGCGCCUUGCCGCGCAGUGAUGAUGGCGGUGCGUGAACGCGCAGUUAAAGUAAUGGCUGCUCUGGAACGGCGGGUGCCUUGUCUCGAUGAUUUUUUGGGCCAAAGCUGGAGCGUCUGGACGGAAAGAGCCAACCUGACAGCAUCGGAGGGGUCCGAUGGAGACGAAUUCAGCAAGAAUGGCAAAAAAACGACGGAAACCAUGACACUGAGGAAAGAGGGGUGUGAUGAUGAUCACUGGAGUUGCUGUUUUUUCCAGUUAUGCCAAAAUAUGUCCAUCUUUGGUCAUUAUCCUGGGCACGAUGAUUUCUAUCUGGUGGUUUGCGGCCACUGCAGUCAGGUGGUAAAGCCUCAGGCGUUUGAGAAGCAUUGCGAGAGGAGGCACGGCCCUCUGGGUAAGCUCUAUGCACACCUCCGCUCCACCCCACCUCCACCUCAGCAGCAGAGACCCCGUCAUGGACACACUCCGCCCUCCCACGGAGCAUCCUCUUGGAGUGGCAGGAACCAGAAUGUUGGUCCACCGCGGGCGUCUCCGCAAUCUCCCUCAACGCCACCUCAGUUCAGACACUCGAAACCUCCGAAAGAUGGAGUUUGGCACUCACCUUCAAACUCGGGUCAUUCAGAAUCAGCUGUUUUUAAGCAGCCCCCUCCCAUCGAACCCACGCGGAGCUCCCCUCCCCCUACUCACAGAGACCCCCCAUGGCCACAUGGAGGCCCUUCGCCCAAUCGGCCUUCCUCAACUGAAAGGCCUCAAUCCCAGAGAGGCGAGGCUGCCUCGGCCCCUGUCGCCUCCGGACAUCUCCGUGGGCCAAGGACGUACAAAAUGGUUUCCAAAAAAGAAUGUGACCUUGACAAGCAUUGUGGUGUGUUGGACCCUGAGAGAAAGAAAGUUUGUACUCGACUUUUGACCUGCAAUAUUCAUUCCAUUCAUCAGCGCAGGAAGGUGCAAGGCAGGAGUAAAAACUUUGACCAGCUGGUGGCUGAGCUGAAGAUGAGUUCGAAGGCUCGUGAUCGGGUAUCUCAGGCCCCAGAGAGUUCAGCUGCUCCGACUGUAAGCCCAGAACCUCCCAGAGAUGCACCCGCACCCCCUGUCUGCCGGAGACCUCUGACGAACAGCCCUGCGUUUAGAACACCCACAUUGUCUGAAAGUGUGGAGGAGGACAAACCCCACGUAGAGGAUGGCAGCACACGGCCACACUCUCCUCUCACCCAGGCCCACAUCUCAGGUGAUGAGAGCGAAGGAGAGGGGAACGACGACCUCGCAGACUGGCAUUCAACUCCAUGGCAUCCCAAACCAGCUGCGCUUUGUUCAUUUGGGAGUCAUUCUCUGGGUCACGGUGUCUUCACUUUCGAUCGACGAUUGCAUCACCUACGGUCUGCUAUGAGUGCCAUGGUGGAGAACCACCUCAGUGCCCAUCUGUGGAAAAAAAUACCUCAAGCAUCAGAUCCUCACUCCCAGAGUCCCCCAGCCAAGCCUGCAGCCGUUCCUGCCUCUCCUUCCUCCAUUUCCCAGCAUUCCAAACAGAAAGCAGGAAGUCACAACUCGACUUCUCUCAAGACUUCCUUCUACUCUUCCCACGGACCAGGCAAGGAGCCAAACCCGCAGAGUUCCUCCACCAGCAAGGCUUACGGUCAGUCCGAGAACUCUGGGGGCGGCCAGUCCACGGCUCCCCCUUCUAAACUCGGUCGAGCUCCUGCGCAGUCGGGUCCCGGUCGGCCCAAGAACUCGAGCGGCCGCCCCAACAAACAGCAGCUGCGUCUCAGGGAAGCAGAGCGGACGACCACACCGGACGCCGCUGCACUGCGCAAACGGAAAGCAUCUUUCGAAGAGUCAGACUCUGUCAGCCCGGACAAGAAUUGCGUGUCUCAGAACAAGGGGCGGCCCCUCAUCAGUAAAACGCCACCGUCAGCCUCUCACGGACAAACCAACGGCUCGCUUUCCCCCGGAAGCAAGCCGCGUCCCCAGCUCGCACCCUCUGAUUCCCACACGCCAUCCUCGUGGGCCUUUAAGAGGACUCACCCCCCGACCCACCAUUCGCCCCCGGACACUGCCCCGCACAGCCGAGGAGUGGACUCAGGACUGCAUGGCAGGGUGGCCAGCUUUGAUCAUAAGGGUUUGGGGAAGAAACGCAAGAGCAGCGGCUCCUCUCCACCCUCGAAACCCCACCGGCUGCCCACUUCCCCUCAUUCCGGUUUCUAUCCCUGGAAAGAAAGCAAAGGGGCGGGACUCUCUAUAGGAGGGGAAAAGAAACUCAGCACACAAAAGCCAAAAUUGCACCACUGAGAGUGCCAGCCUUACAAGCCACUAAAAGAGCGAGCCCUACGAACUCUACCAUAUAGAACUAUGGACGCAGGACUCUGGAUGUUUGACUGACUGUUUGAAUUGUAUGUAUGUGUGUGUGCAUGUUUAGCUACUAUGAAUGUCUGUCUGUGAGUACGUAUGUGUGUGGAGGUGUAUGAAAUGAGAUGGGGGAGUGAAUUUCUCUGUGAAUUCAGAAAAUACCUCAGAAUCUACUGAAUAAUGCUGCUACGUAAAUGUUGUUUAUAAAAUGGAUUAAAAUAUUCUUUAUACUCAGCACUGU
This is a messenger RNA of Labeo rohita (rohu), 2581 nucleotides long. RefSeq names its product ataxin 7-like 2a (gene atxn7l2a). Bases 22 to 2283 code for a protein of 753 amino acids. The transcript is spliced from 11 exons. The record is from RefSeq and is a predicted model, not a curated record. Lineage: Eukaryota; Metazoa; Chordata; Actinopteri; Cypriniformes; Cyprinidae.